Vigna angularis (adzuki bean) is the source of this 1056-nucleotide messenger RNA. RefSeq lists its product as uncharacterized. The record is from RefSeq and is a predicted model, not a curated record. Lineage: Eukaryota; Viridiplantae; Streptophyta; Magnoliopsida; Fabales; Fabaceae. The transcript has a single exon. Gene Ontology annotation, molecular function: zinc ion binding; nucleic acid binding. Bases 1 to 1056 code for a protein of 351 amino acids.
AUGGAGAGGAUCUUUCAUGCGAAGAGGUGUUCGGAUGAGAAUCGAUUGGCCUUUUCUGAAUAUUUGCUGACGGGGGAAGUCAGUCAUUGGUGGAGUAGAAUGAGGAUGCUGUUGGAGGGAAGCAGUACUCCUAUCUCUUGGGAAGUAUUCAAGCAGAAGUUCUAUACCGAGUACUUUCCAAAUAACGUUCGGUUUGCAAAGGAGGUAGAGUUCCUUCAAUUGGUUCAGGGGAACAUGUCGGUAUCAGAGUAUGCCGAUCGGUUUAAGCAUCUUUUAAGGUUUCAUACGUUGACAAUGAAUGAGGAGUGGCAGUGCAAGAAGUUUGAGAAUGAGUUGAGAGGUGAUAUCAAAUUGUUGGUCACCGCUUUGAGUAUCAAGGAGUUUCCAGCUUUGGUUGAGAAGGCUAGAAUUUUGGAGAAGACAAAGACGGAAGUAGAGAGUCAACAGAGACAGCCACCGAGGGCUGGAGGACCGGACGUUUCCAGAGGCAGUUUUGGUGCCAGGAGAACUCCCUAUUCUCGGUCUUCUUCUUCUUCUGGAUCUAGGGGUUCUUCUUCACCGUCAUCCGGUUCCAGUAGUCAUUUAGGGCCGCAAGGGUCAAUAAGUUGUUACAACUGUGGAGGACCUCAUAUGAAAUUAGUUUGUCCUCAGUUGGUGGGACUCAGGAAGUGUAAUCAGUGUGGAAGGGAAGGUCACUACGAGAGGGAUUGCCCCUUGGGUAGAAGAGCAGCGGUCCAUAACCGUUCGGUUGGGAGGUUUCAAUUGAGAGGAGUUGCCAGACCUCAGGCUACUGGAAGGGUCUAUGCUAUGUCAAGGGCAAAAGCAUCCAGUUCAGGUACACUUAUUAUCAGUAAUUGCCUGUUGUAUGGUAAAGAUUGUGUAGUGUUGUUUGAUUCGGGGGCAACGCAUUCUUUUGUUUCUGAGGCAUGUGUAGAGAGACUGGGGUUAAUUGUGGGAGAGUUACAUUGUGAUCUGGUGGUGUCUACACCAACAACAGGUUUAGUUAGGACAUCUUUAUUGUGUGCUAGAUGUCCGGUUGAGGUUGAGGGGCGUUAG